Molecule: messenger RNA, 5995 nt
Organism: Callorhinus ursinus (northern fur seal)
Lineage: Eukaryota; Metazoa; Chordata; Mammalia; Carnivora; Otariidae
Gene: SFT2D2
Product: SFT2 domain containing 2
Biological process (GO): vesicle-mediated transport
Cellular component (GO): membrane
Source: RefSeq, a predicted model, not a curated record
GCGGCGGCGGCGGGCCCGGCACCCGGAAGAGCCGCCGACUCAGCGAGCUCAACAGGCGGCCGAGCGGGGCUGCGUCGUGUGGACCCGUCCCGGGAUGGACAAGCUGAAGAAGGUGCUGAGCGGCCAGGACACCGAGGACCGGGGCGGCCUGGCCGAGGUUGUUGAGGCAUCUUCAUUAAGCUGGGGUACCAGAAUAAAAGGCUUCAUUGCAUGUUUUGCUACAGGAAUCGUCUGCUCCCUGCUGGGAACUCUUCUGCUCUGGGUGCCCAGGAAGGGACUAUACCUCUUUGCAGUGUUUUAUACCUUUGGUAACAUCGCAUCAAUUGGGAGCACCGUCUUCCUCAUGGGGCCGAUGAAGCAGCUGAAGCGAAUGUUUGAGCCGACCCGUUUGAUUGCAACCAUCAUGGUGCUGUUGUGUUUUGCACUUACUCUGUGUUCUGCCUUUUGGUGGCAUAACAAGGGGCUCGCGCUCAUCUUCUGCAUUUUGCAGUCCUUGGCCCUGACAUGGUAUAGCCUUUCCUUCAUACCCUAUGCAAGGGAUGCUGUGAAGAAGUGUUUUGCUGCCUGUCUUGCAUAGCACGUGGUCAGUUGUGCAAGGCUUUGGAAGGCGCCGUGGACGGAAGCUGGUGGACAGUUCUGUAAAUACUUUCUAAACCUCUGUCUUACAGACACGUGCCUUUUCUCUUGCAGCAGUGUGUUGCUUGUGAUCUGAACAUUUGAGGGUUGCUUUUGGAGGCAAUGUUGUGGUCCCAAACCCAAAUGUCUAUAGCACGGUAUGAGAGGUGGGUUCUGUAUCUCAUGGGGUAGAUUAUUCCUCAUGCACCUGUUCCCUCUUUAGAUGAAGUGUUCUACUGAAAUCUUCUAAAUAAAAACCUUGUUCAGCAGCCACAGGUCAGCUUGGGAGUCAGGGCUCUUCUGGGGGUGACAGGUGGCCCCAUUAGAGCUGGCAGGGGUAUGGCCGUAAGGGACAGGGUUUUGGGGUCUGCGGGGACUUUGUGGACUUGCCCUCAGCAUGGAGAACCUUCCCCCGCCUCACCCAGUGUGGACGUGCUUCUGCUCUGGGGUCUGCCCCCUCCACCCCGCCGGCAGCUGCACACAAGCCCGUGGAGAGCCUGCUCGUAGAGUGACCUGGGAAAGGAGCACUUUUUGGGGAUAUGUGCACGUUGGCUUUAUUGUUCUUCUGAUUCCACACUUGACGAUGGAAUGUAUCUUCUGACAUUCCAUGCACUCUUUUUCUCUCGGGGUUUUCUUUCUUUCUCCCCUAACAUGUAGCUUUUCUCACGGCCUCCUGGAACUGGACUGGGGACGAAGCAUGUCCCACGUUGUGGGACAUGAGGUCAAGGUGCCUUUUGAGAUGUCACCGGGGCUGUGUAGCAUAGUGGUAGUGGGUGUGGGCUUUGACGGCACACAGGUUUGGGCGUGAGUUGUGGUUCGGUCACAUACUGGUGUCAGAACAGACACUUUGCUUUUGCACAAGAGCUGAUGGGAGGGAAAAGUCUUGCUGCUUUCCACUCUUUUUUUUUUCCCCAUUAUUUAUUAAUGUUGCUUUUAAACUGAUUCUGUUUUCCAUUCUCCCCUGGAACGGGGCCAGGGUAGAGCGAGUGGGAAGGCAGAGCCCGUUGUGGGGCCCGCGGGAAGGAGGCACGCCUGCCCGGUGACCUUCCAGCAGUGCCAGGGUUUCCAGCGGAGCCCACGCCACAGCACCGGGGGCGGGACGCUGUGGGCGGCAGGGGGCGUGCAUCGCAGCCCCUGCCUCACAGUAUACGGUGCUUUGUGCCCGGGAUUCUGUCUGGGCGCACGAGAGCCUGGUGACGAAGUGGCGAUGGUUCUCUCACUGGGCAGUCAAAGAGAUCAGGCUCAGAGAGGUCAGCAGAUUCCCUCAAAGCCACGGUUGGUGGCAGAACGGGGCCCGGAGUCUGGGCGCCCCAGCUUCAGUCCCCUCCGUGCCCCCGUGUUUCCUGGCGUGGCUCCGGAGGCGCCUCCUCUAACUGUGCUGCCUGUUCUCAUCAGCCAAGCCUGUGCCUUUUCUGCUCCCAAUCUCUUUACGUCGCUGCACUGUCUCCUGCCCAGUUUCCCUUUUGGGAUGCUUCCUCCUGGUUCUGUAGGCUCUCCGUUGUUCAUUUGUGUGCCCUUGUAGCUCCUCCUUGCUGCCUGACCAGCAUAAAUGCCCUAUCUUGAUUGCCAGAGUUCUUGGCAUUGCGGGUCCUCUAAAGCAGCCCCAUAAGUGAAAUCUCUUUGGGGUUGCCUUUCUGUUCCUUACCCAGGUCUAGCUGGCCCACUCGGGUUCUUGCUCUGGAACCUCCACACCAAAGGCUGUGGUCCACGUGUCGUCUCCUUGCUUGUGGCCAAUUGCUAAGUUCUUUCUCCUGUUGCAGCUGACCGGCCAGCCUUUUCCUCUGAGCUGCGGAGCUGUGAGCAGGUCUGAGAGGGCCAGAGUGAGGAGGCAGUCUCACCGGGUCCUCUCUAGGCUAUGGAGGGCACCCUGGCUUAUCCUGAGGUUCCUAACCUGCCUUCAGCCAGGAAGGGAAAUUAUGUGCUACCCUCUGGCUUUUGUGGAGUUCUUUUACAUCUGAGGCGCCCCUAGGAGAUAGCUCAGAUCUUGGAGGCGCUCUAGAAAGGGGCCCAAAGGAGGUCCGGAGUGUCUGUCAUGCCCUCUCUUAAGAGCGGGUGUGGGGCUAGCCUGUCUCUACGAGGUCCAGCCAGCCUGGAGUAACUAGACGGCUGAACCCUCUGGCCCUUUGCAAUGUCUGGGCUUGACAUUGUGGGACAUGAGGUCGAGGUGCCUUUUGAGGUGUCACCGAGGCUGUGUAGGAUAGUGGUAGUGGGUGUGGGCUUUGACGGCACACAGGUUUGGGUGUGAGUUGUGGUUCGGUCACAUACUGGUGUCAGUUUGAGCAAGUUACUUAAGCUCUGGCUCCUCCCUUUAAAGACAACAGAGGUAACAGCUCCUGCUGGAUCACUGUCCAUCAGUGAGCUGUGUGUCAGGUGCUUUGCCUGGAGCCCAGGGAAUGCAGACGAUAUCUCAGGAAAAGGAAGGUAUUAUUAUUACGUCCCAGAAGUAACCGAUGACCUUUGAAGGUGACAGGUGAAUGUCUCUGACCAUUAACUUAUCUACAAAAUAUGUAUCUAGCAUUAUGUGUCCAGCACAGUAGCGUUGCCAUGCCUGGUCUCAUUUAAUAUUCACAGUGACUUUGCAGGCUGGUGGUCCUGUUUCCCUUACUGAAGAGGCGAACAGCCUCAGGGAGGGUAGGCGUCCCUCCAGAUCUCACCAGUAGAGGGCGGUGGUUCUUGCGUUAAAGUGCCUGCUUUGCCCUAACGCCCGGCCUGUGGCCAGUUUGCACAGACUGCUCCAGUCAGGACACCGGGCAGCUUUUGGAUGAUCCUGCCGUUCGGGAUCUUCCAGACUCCUGCAUUUCCCUUCUGCCAUCUCACCCUUUGGCUUUCCCUACUUGUUUUUGCCUCCUGCAUGGUGGGAGGAAGAAAUCCAUGUUAAAGCUGCUGAAAGCUGUUACCAGGCAACAGUGCUAGUUUGCAAGCACCGUGGUGGGCGAGAGAGUGGGGAAUUAGGGUUCAGACCCUGCGGCUGGCAGGCUGGCAGUCCCAUCUUGGUUUCCUGCAACACCCCCCCCUCCACUUCACUGCUGGGGGAAGGAGAGGUCGUUGCAUUUUUGCAAUGGAAGGAAUCAUUCAGGCGACUCUUGCACUGCAGCAUGCUCCCCGGAGGUGAGGUGGUGCCUCCAGCUGCAUGUGAGCAGUGCCCCAAGCACCACGCUUCCCUCUGUGGGUACUGCGUUGGGCGCUGCGCCUCUCCCCAGGCCCAGACAGCUGUCUCCCGGGCCUUGGAGCCUGCUGUGUGACUCCCUGCCGCCCAUGUCCCUACCUAGGAGGUUCCCCUUCUGCUGACCGUGCUCACGGGCAACUCUGGCUGCCACAUCCUGUGUGGGGCCAUGCCCCUGGCCGCUGCUGCCCAGGCCCAGCUGGAGGUUCCGUGGGAAAGUGGGACAUCAUCCCCCGUGGGGCAUUUCCACUGGGUUGAUGAUCUCAGUGCUCCAUCAUUCUGUAUGGGGACUUCCGGGGGUGGGACAUCCCCCGACUGCCACCUCCCUCCUACCCUAAUGGUAUGCUCAGGGAGCAGGACAUAAAAUCAUGAAGUGCAUCUAAAUAAAUUCCUUUUGGACACUUGCAUUGGAAAAGAUGAUUAAGAAGUGGGGUAUACCUUGAAGAAAGGGUGUGGGAAGUACUGGUUUAGCUGCUUCUGCUUUUGACAGCUCCAGGAGAGUGACAAGUGUGGCAGUGUGACGUUCGGGGCAGUGGAUUAGGAAACUGAGCUCAGCCCGUGGCCGUGUGUUCCCUUUUCUGUGGGGCAGCCCGUACCAGGCCCGCCUCACCUUCUCUUCCUUCAGAUGUCUGACUGGAGUCAGCUGCAGGAUUACAAACUAGUUAAAAAUUCACAACCCACCGUUGACCCUCAUUUUCAGCAAAUAACUGAAAAAAACUCAAUUUUUGAGUUUUUUUUAAUUUUAAAAUUUAAGACUUUUUAGGAUGUUUUAAGGGUUAGUUUUUUGCAGAUAGCAGUUUUUAAAAAGGUAACAGACCCACAACUGAAGUUAAAUAUAGAUUUAUAUCUGAAACUCUUGAUAAGAUAUAAAAAAAUUUAGAUUUAGAAUUUUAUUUUUUUGGAAAUUCUUAUUUAAAAAGUUAGUUGGGAGGUUAAAUCAUGUGACUUUAAAGUACCUUCUAAUUCAUAGUUUAUGAAUUUUAUGAAAUUCUGUGAUCUUGAGCGUUUUCAGUCAAGUAAAGAGAAAACUGUUGUGCACUUCAUUUGAUCCCAGUUCCCUCAAAGAUGGGCUACUUAGUUCCACUUUGGGCUAUUUCCAGUUCUACCCCAAAGGCAUAGGUGACACUCCCAGGUCCCUGGUACACUUAAGCUUUGUUGUGGGGUGCUCAGGUUUCUGUUGCACAGAAAGGCCUCGUGAAGCUUGGGCAGAGAUCUCGCACUAGAGUUUGUGAGCAUAGCUCAGUGAGGCAACCCUUUGCUAAUGUACAUUGACCACAUAAAAUUCCAUUCUUCCGAGCGGAGCCCAUACACUAAUAAUGGGCUUAGAAAUGCACAAAAUUUUUCUCUGGAUGGGAUGAGCUGAGAGCAGAGAAGAUUGAGUUCGCUAGGCAGGUGCUAUAUCGUCCUCUCGUGGACCAGACUUGGCUAUUUGAAAUGAAAAAUCCAUCCACAGCAUUGUAGUAAACAGCUAAUGCUGAGGUGCGUGUUCACGACAUGUGUUGUAAACACGUGUUUACUACAUGUGAUAAAUAGUAUGAAAGAACCCCAUGCAUCACAGACAAACAUUCCCUGAUAUAAGUGGGCUGCCUGGGCCUUGUGAGGUAUCCUCUACGACCAAAUGAAGAUUGGUAUCUAGGCAGAAUGUUUUCUGUCGAACUUCCGUACUGCCGGUAAUGAGCCUUAUUCUAAGUACAAGCAACUUGUAUUUGUAACAUACUCUAAAGGAGAAGCAUGGUUUACAUUCAAUUUUGCAGUCUUUCUGCUAUGAGAAUGUUUAUUUUGCUUUUUUCAGUCUGUUUGCUUGAUGUAGCCACUUUGAACAAGGAAAGGAAAAAUUUAAAAUCCUCUCAACUCUUAUUUUGCUGCUUUUGUAAAUUCUGAUGGUGAAGUUGGGGAUAAAGAUGUUCAAAAGCCCAUGGAGAAUUUACAUGCCUUCAGAACAUUGUGCCUGUUCUAAUAUGAUGAGCUUUUAAAAAAUACUUUGUUAAAACAUGAAUCAGUUUUUGUAAUUGUACAGAGAUAUUCAACUAAUUUUGAAUGCUGGUGAUUGUAUAACUGAAUUUUGUAUAUCCAAAAAUAUGUUCUUGUGUGCUACUUUUCCUACCUUGAGAUUCUAUUUCAUACAACGAAUGUUUUCUUUUUACUGAUGCAUUUCAAAGAGAAAGAAUUUUGCUGGUAAUUAAGCUGUUUUUUCCCCCAAGACGUCAUAAAACUGCU